UGAAAUGUGUCGGUUUUGUUUUGAUCCUCGUAAGCGCGCGAUCAAAUUGAAUUUUUAAUAACUUUUUUUUUUUUGUGGAAAACCAACCAACAUGCCUGUCAGUAAAGUUACAUCUAAUAUUAAAAGCAGGCAAUAAUUUUGUGAAAAUUAGAAAUCAGGAGAGGUCUCAAUGAGCUGUGAAAAUUGGUGAAAAAUCAAUAUGUCUCUGCAACUGAGUCCAGCAACAAUACAAAAGCUUACUCAUGAAUCCCUUGAAAUUAGGCUGCGCACCUUGGAACAAAUAUCGAACAAGCUGAGUCGCGCUUUUGAACACAAUGAAAGCCUGGAAUUCAAAGCGGGUGAAUUAUGCAAGCAACUCAUCCGCUGGUUCGGCUUUGAACCGCUAAGUGCUACACAACUAGUGCUAAAGCUACUAAUAAAAAUUUUACGAUCGAGUUACAGCGAACAAGCUAUUGGUAGCCUAGGUUCAGAGCGCUUUAUGCGCGAAAUGGAAAAGGUUAGACAUCGUGUUAGGAAACUUUCCACGGAAUCUGAAAUGGUGGAUGAAAUAAAAGUUAUAUUGAGCGAAUAUAACGGGAGAAAAAAUACUAAUAUCACUAAUAAAGAAAAAGAAGUUAUUGAAGCUAUUUCUCUUGUUGAUAGAGAUAAACUUGAAUCCGUUAAUAAAAGUAAAGAGUUCUUAAAUCGCUUUGGAUUGGAUGACUAUGAACCAGCUUGGAGUAAACCGACAGCCGCAGAUUUCGCCGCGAUAAGUUUGAUAGCAGAUAUUUUGACGAACUCAACUGUUGAUAAAGCAGAGAUAACAAAUACCCUACUGCAUUUGGAAGUAACAAUGCACGACUAUCCGGCGGAAUAUAUGUUGCAGAUUCCGCACGUAUUUUUGAGUUUGUUGAAUUUGUAUGAACCCUAUGUAGAUGAAGAAGAUGACAUGUUCCAAGAUGUCGCGCGCACAAUUAAAACUUAUUUGCACAUGCUUUUGCUGCGACUAAAAGAGCGACAAAAUAUAAGUGCAUAUUCAACAAACUCAGAAAUGUUACAGUUAUCAGGAUAUCAGCAAUUAAAAUUGAAUACAAUUAUAAAGUACGUCCUUGAGCAAAGCGUGCAAAUAUUGGAAUCAUUGGUAUGUGAACUACGUAGAGAAAUACAAGGAGUGGUCGAGAUAAUUAGUGCUUGUCUCCAACUAUGUCGAAUCGAAAACCUUACAAUUAAUAAAAAUAUACUAAGCACGUUACAUAAAACUAUCCUAGGUCUUCGACGGUGUUUUGAACAAGAUGGACAUUUCACCUUAAAUCGAAUAAAAUAUCUAUUAAUUGUCUGCCUAUUGGAUGAUAUGCUAAUGCAUAAUAAAAAUUAUCAAACUGACGAGGGAGAUCAUCAACUGUUGGCAUUUCUAUUGGGCGAUUAUACCUUUAAAGUGAAUUUUCCUCAGCGUUACAGACAUAUUGAAGAGUGUACGAAAAUGUAUGAUUUUAAAACUGUAUUCCAUUAUGAAAAGCUACGAAAUUAUGAUAGCUGUAUGCGAUUUGCCAUAUCGUUAAUGCGACAUCCAGAUAGCAAAAGUGAAGCAAUAGUAAUGAAUGGAAAAGAUAUUUGUGUAGCAUUAGAAAGUUUGAAAAGUAUUCAACUAAUCGAAUUGAUUUUUAACGCGGUUUUAGAUUGUAACAAACUGUAUAUUUCAGAACCCACACUUCGCGAGAAAGCUGCUGAACUACUACUCGAACUAUUACGCCUUAAAUACGAACCGCUAAAGAUACAUGCAUAUAAAAUGAUCUCUAUGGCAGUAAAACGUCAUUUUGCUUGUUUAAUGCAAUGCGAACGCUAUUGCAUUGGUUUGGCAAAUGAACAGUUAAUGGAGUCUCAAGUUCUUGGGGUACCACUAAGUAGCGAACUAAUACUCCAUCUAAUUUACACAUGCGGAGAUAAUUUAAAACAAAGUAUAUGUAAAAUUAGUGAGGAAAUACUCUUGCUUAUAUUGAAAUCCCAAAAUCUACUGGGUGAACAUUGGCCAAAAUUUUUAGAGCUAUUCUUACCGCUCUUACCGGUACUGCAAUGUUGUACACAUUCUCAAUCAAUUGUAGAGCUAGUGCAAAAGUUACUCGAUCCGGAUGCAAAACAACUUCCUUUUCUAACGGUUCUGCAAGGAAAUAUUGUAUUCAUGUUUCAUCGCGACAGCAAAGUACGCAGUGAGGCAAUAACAAGGCUUAUUUACAUUAUUAAUUCAGUGCCAGAUGCGGACAAAUAUGUACCUAAUCUUCUUCAUAUAAGUGAUGUAAUACCCAACGAUAUUUGUAUUAUGAAAAAUCCGCGAGAAUAUCAAUCAAUAUUUCCGGAUAUUACUCCUUCAUUUGAACGGGAUACUUUACACAAUCUCUUAAGUAUGUUGGAAAUAGCCGAUGUAGAACCUGUGAUUCGAAAAACAACAUUAAUGCAAUUGAAUAUUAUGUGCCAGCAGUGGCAUAUGUUAGCCUCUCUUUGUGAGGAAAGCGCACACUAUUUAAUUUUGCAAGCAUUAGAAAACUCAUUGUCGGUAGCAUCGUAUGAAGAUUACACAGGCGCUGCUGUUCCGGCUAUCGGCAUGCUAUGUAAAAUGUUAUUAUAUGAUGCAGCUUUGCGCAGUGAAUUAUCCGAAACCCCAAAUAUAUAUGUGCUACUUUUACGUGCACUUUGCCUUUAUCAAAAUGACAUGCAGUUGCGCCAAGAUGUUUGCGUGUGUUUGUUUUUGCUGCUUUAUACAAAUUUUCUUGUUGUUUUGGGCAACCAACGGGUGGAGGCACCAACAUUAGUAGGUAACCUGGGAUUGCCACUAAGGUGUGUGUUACAAUCUUUUGAACAAGGCAACAUUACUCCAUAUGAAUAUGAAAAUCUUUUCAAAAUAGAAUCGGAAUGCAAUUCAUAUUUACGUCAUUUGUUAGCUAUUAGCUUGUGUGAUAAUCAAAUCCCUGUGCCCAAGCAGUAUUUGGAGGAACAAAAGAAUUAUGAUUUUAAUGUAGAACUGCAGUUGACAUUGCGUGAUUGGCGUUUGAUGAACGCUACUAUACCGAAACAGAAUGUACAACGUUUCUUACGGGCCAUAUUAAAUGCUACAGAUCAUUCAUCGCUAAUAAACGCCAGUAUUUCAUUGCAAUUGCAGUUCUUUGUGCACGAUCAAAAAUCUAGUGUUGAUGCAACUCUGAUGCCUGAUAAAAUUGCUGAUGAACUUUACAAUCUUAUUGGUAAAUAUUUACAAUUACCUCCAGGCAAUGAAGCGGAUUACCAACUAUUUGAAGCAUUAAUUGAUCUCUGUCAAUUGUGCGUAAACCUGCCUUUGCAAGUAAUAUGUGUACGCUUGGUGAAAGAACUUGUUUCCGAUUUCCGGCAUGCAAUUAUAGAUCUACUCAAAAACGUAAACAUAUCACUACGAUUGUACAACAAAUUGACCAUUUUAUUGGCGAAUGUGUUGAAAGUUGUGACAACGCUAAAUGGGGAUGAUACAAAUUUGCGGAUUCUUCAUAGUAACCUCUUUGAGCUUAUUUUUCAAUUAAUAAUACAACACUUUCCAAAACGCGAUCUUUUACGCAUACGUUGUUUAUUGGGUCUGUUGAAAACUCUUAGCGCUUUCGAUAUUACCAUUACAGAUGAGAAGCUUAUGUCAUACUGCAAGCGUUUGAUUAAAUUAUCACUUGCUUUGAAAUCAUUUACUCAGACGGGUUCCCGGUGGCAGAUUGACUGCCUUACUAUUGUAUGCCAACUUUAUGCACAACUGGAAGAACCACAACGGCAUUUCUCUCUUUGCGAAUCAUCAGUGAAAUAUUUAAGUGGGCUGUGUGGUCAUUGUGAUCGACAAGUUCGUGCACUGGCAUGGUGUAUUUUAACACAUGCCUCGUGCUAUGUAGGACACGAUUCUCAGAGAUCUGUUACAUUUGGCUUUAGAUUUCUUGAAGAUAUUUUAUCUUAUCUUCCCGGCGGGUUUAUGGCAUGUUGCUUGUGCACAUUCCUCGAUGUCGGCGAAACGAUUGUGGUGCGUCAAUUAGCAGCCAAUUUAUUUGUGAGUUUUCUCACUGGUAUGGAAAGAUAUGAAGAAGCAUACAAAUUACUCACGCGUCACAAAUUCCUACCGUAUUCAAUUGAAGCCAUACGGGGAAACUGUAUAUUAGAACGGCAUUUGCCUCCACAUUUUGAUCUUAAUUUCGGAAUGAAAAUAACUAGUUGCGAAUUGAUCAGUUGUUUAUGUAGAAUUUGCUACAGGAUGUUACCAUGCCACUCACUUUUCGCUUCAGAGUUAUGUGAAAGCGAUUUUAUGUUCAAAUUAUAUGAAUUGCUGAAAAUACCACUGACAAACUCCAAUCCUGCCUACUACAUCAUGUGGGGUGAUAUAUGUCGCUUGUAUGCAGCAUGUUACCCUACGAAUUUUUCUGUUUUGAAACGAACAUUGUGUCGAGAUCAAGUUUGGCUAACGAACUUCUACAAAUUGCUGGAAACCCAUAUUGAUUCAGAUGCCGUGGUGAUAAACAUACUACAACUGUUUUUGGUACUAUGUAAGGAUGAAUUAGCCUAUGCAAAAUUAUGCUUUCAAAUUACUAAGGCUCCAGAGCUUUUGCUGACGGUUUUUUUGCGCGCUUUCACCAUUAGCAAUAUCAAUACACCUCUACAACGAUAUUCUUUAGCUACACUAAGCUUAUUAUUAAUUAAAGCUCAAAAUAAUGGUGCAAAUCAUGCUAACGGACAUAGCUUUCUGAUUGCUUUAGAACAAAGUGUUGAAAUUGCGAAUAAAGGAUGCGAUAACAUUAUAUGUACUGAACUAAAUAAUAGUGAAGAAAAGAUAUCAAAGCAACAGCACAACAUAUACGAUGAUCGAAUAAGUCUUGAUGCUAAGGAUAACGCCCCUCCUGCACCAGCCGUUACUAGAUCGGCAGCUGUUUUGUUAUUUGCCGCUUUAUUUCGGCUCUUCCAACAUCUUUAUUCUGCAGCGGACUGCAAAUUUGAGUCAGCACCAUCCAAAGCGCAAGUACAAGUGAGUGAAACAAUGGGAAUUUUGCUUAGCCUUUCCCUAGCUGCGAGAAUGGCAGCAAAACAAUUUAAAUUGUUUGACAAAAUAACGCAAGCGUUCAAUGUAUUCUUUGACCAAUUCAAAUGCUCGGCCACAACUUUCGUGCGCCGUUAUGGGGACAAUAAAAAGAUGACACUAGUGAAGAAUUUCCAAAUUUUGCUUAACGUACAAAUACAUUGGUUCUCUGCGUCUGAUGCAGCGCUUACGAAUAAUCUGCAAUGUGUAGCGCUCUCUAAGCUCAUCAUGCAGCUUUGGCCAUGGCUACCGCACUCUGGUGAAUUAAAAGAGCUUGUGCUUAAGGUACUUUGCUAUCAUAGUGAACACUCAUUUGUCAUGUGCCAGCAAUUUUCUGUGGUGUUUUCCGGUUUCGCUCAUUCACUUCUGCAACUAGUCAUCAAGUUGAUUGUAGCUGAAACUACGCGUGUGAAGCCUAAUACUUCCGAAAACUAUCCAGUUAUAAGAACUGGUCUGCGCAUGAUUAUGAAUUGUUGCUCAUGUAUUGAAGGGCGUGUAACCAUUAUUAAGGCACAUAUGAUGGAUAUGUUCGAUAGCAUGCAUCCGUUUCAUCUGAAGUCUCCAAAGAUUAAAGCGGAAAUACUACAUUCCUGGUUAGAGUUCUGGGAGUUGUUUUCGCGCUACCCAGAAGGUGCAAAUACGCGCAAUUUGCGCGCGCUAUGUGACGUAGUGUCACGAUCUCCGCCUAGUGGUAAUGCUCGGUUACUGACGCUUCGUAUUCUCCGUAAUAUGUGUUUUUUGCCGAGCAAUCGUUCAGCGUUGGUAGCUUCAACGGAUUUCAUUUGCACCGUCAAUACAAUUAUCGAGCAUCAGUUAAAUGUUUCGUUAAAACAAAAAUGUACUUCAUAUGAAGAACAGUUGAUUGCAUGCGUGGGUGUGUGGAAGUUAGCCUCAGGUGGUGCCAAGUACGUUGCAAUGCUGAGGAGCACCAAUUUGGCCAAACAUUUGCGACAGUUACACGAAAGACUGUCGACUCUCAAAGAAGCUGAUCCUAAGCAGUUUUCCCAAAUGUUGUUCGCUGGAGAUUUAUUUUAUGUUCUUGGUGUUCUCUUAGAUAUAUUUAAUAAUUAAUAUUUAUUUUUAUUUUUAUUUCUAUUUAAAAACAUUGAAUAUAUUUUGUCAUAACUUGUUAGUUGUAAGAAUCUCAUAUAUAAAUUCAAAUCCAGUUUAAAGUAUUUUAAUGUCAU
Molecule: messenger RNA, 6228 nt
Organism: Ceratitis capitata (Mediterranean fruit fly)
Lineage: Eukaryota; Metazoa; Arthropoda; Insecta; Diptera; Tephritidae
Gene: ana3
Exons: 2
Coding region: 200-6112 (1970 amino acids)
Biological process (GO): centriole replication; ciliary basal body organization; centriole-centriole cohesion
Cellular component (GO): ciliary basal body; centrosome; centriole
Source: RefSeq, a predicted model, not a curated record